Messenger RNA from Lachancea meyersii CBS 8951, 330 nucleotides. The record is from the annotation of a GenBank genome assembly. Lineage: Eukaryota; Fungi; Ascomycota; Saccharomycetes; Saccharomycetales; Saccharomycetaceae.
AUGGGCUGGUUUAGCAAAACGAAGCCAAUGGACGAUCAGUCCAAGCCUCCAAUGCGGUCUUCCAGAAAACAGUGCUGGGAAGCCCGGGACGGGUAUUUCCGCUGCUUAGACAAUAUAUCGGUCGUGAACGCCCUGGAUCCGAAACAUCAAGAUGCGAUCAAAAAGAGCUGUCAGGCCGAAGAAACCAAGUUUGACCAGGACUGUGCGACCAGCUGGAUCAAGUACUUCAAGGAAAAGCGAGUUGUGGAUCAUAAGCGCGAGAAGUUCAUGCAGGAAAUGGAAAGCAAAAACGCUCAACAAAUCGACCUUUCCGGCAUGAUAAGAAGAUGA